ACAAAGCAGCUUACAACAGCUUUUAACCAGCCAUCAUGGUCAACACUGGGAGAUCCAAAGGCUGCAACACCUGCAAGAGGCGAAAGGUCAAAUGCGACGAGGGCAAGCCAGGAUGCCAGCGCUGUAUACGCUUUGGUCGUGAAUGUGAAGGUUACGGCCAAAGACCGCCGCGAGUGAGAUUCGCCAACGAUGUGAGAAAAACCAACGAGAGAGACUCGCAGAAUCAGCGGCGCAUAGAUGCUCUGGCAUCGCGUAUUUCUACUUCUACUUCAACUCAGCCAACCAUCAUUCCACCGCCAACGCCGAACAAGAAAGAUGCUGCGCUGUCCUUCUUCCUCACCCAAUUCGCCACCUUGGGCCGCAGCGCCGCAUCGUCGACGGGCUUCUUUGAGGUGCUGCCUCUUGUGCUCUCUGGCGAGCGCCACGACUCGGCCGCGUCUCUUGCGCUGUCAGCAGUCUCCAUCGCCAUGUUCGAGCGGUGGCUGGGAUUCGGCAGCAGGCCUGGAGCGUCGCGGAAGUCGUUUGCCGAUGCCAUCGUGCGCCUUCAAACGGCAAUUGCGGACCCAGCCGAGUGUCUCAGCAGAGCUACUGUCGUGGCUGCUCUGACUCUUCAAUUUCACGACAACGUCUGCGCAUUGUUGGAAUCAAAUGGCAUCAAUCGAACUCACCAUGACGGCUCUGUGGCUUUGCUCCGGCAUCAGGAGCAGGAGAGUAAACGGCCGCGGAGGCGCACUUCCUUGGCGUUUCACGUCCUGCAUGCUGAAGUAGCAUUUGCAAUUCGCGAAAAGAGAAGCCUGCCGGCCACCGAAAUCUCUUGGCUUCAGUAUCACAACGAUUCUCUUAAUCCAAGUUCGCUGCUCGACAUUAUUGGCAUUGAUGUCGCGAAUAUCCAACACGAGUUCUUCAACGCGCGUUUGUCUAGUUCAUCUAUAGAAGAGAAGCUAUCGGAAUUAUUCGCCAAAGCCGCAAUCGUCGACACGAGGCUCAAAGCAUGGGUCGGUGGUGUCCCAGUUCAUUGGCAGCCAGAGCCAUUCGAUCAUAUGCCGCACUGCAGCCCUCCAAUAAUAUCGUAUUCUCAAACCUUUGACAUCUAUCGAUCCGUGCAAAUCGCUUCAAUUUGGAAUAUCUGGAGAAUCUAUCGCAUAAUCACGCUCAAAAUAUUGCUUGAGUGUCUUGAACUAAGUACCGGCAGUUUAGAGCUCUCAGAUAAUACUCGCCCGUUCAUCCGAGAAAGUACCCAGCAGAUGGUCGACCUUAUUUGCAGAAGCGUCCCUUUCUUCUUAGGAAAUCGCACCCAUAUGGCAACACUCUACGACUUCACUGACUCGAACAUUUUCCUCCCAAGCCAUCAUCACCUCAGAGCCAGAAACGAGCCUCUUGAUCAUCGAAAUGACGGCGAAUUUUGGAGCCAGGAUGACCAUUUUAAACACGUCAUUUCCCAAGGGCCUUGGCAUAUGUUGAUUCCACUCAGCCAGCUCAUGGGCAUUUUCUCACAGAACCACGGUUCAUCAUUUGCUCAGCUACUGGAAGUAGAAAGGCAUCAAUGGAUUCGAGGGCAAAUUAUGCGAGCGCGUACUAUUAUGGGCUCAGAAAUCGGUAAUUACACUGCUGGAGGUAUUUACGCUGACAAUAGUAUGGGCUAAUGCAUUUUGUAAUAUUAGUUGCAUCUCCCAACUUGGCCAUUAG
Trichoderma atroviride IMI 206040 is the source of this 1686-nucleotide messenger RNA. Lineage: Eukaryota; Fungi; Ascomycota; Sordariomycetes; Hypocreales; Hypocreaceae. The record is from RefSeq and is a predicted model, not a curated record.